Molecule: messenger RNA, 222 nt
Organism: Rotaria sp. Silwood2
Lineage: Eukaryota; Metazoa; Rotifera; Eurotatoria; Philodinida; Philodinidae
Source: the annotation of a GenBank genome assembly
GACGCAAAUGAGCCUGGCACAAUAGUAGGAACAACUAUGGAAUUUAAUUUAGAUUAUGUGAAAAUUCUUGAUGUAAGUUCAUUAUCAUUUGUACAAGGUUUGGAUAUUAGUGUGAAAGAAAGUCCUAUUGCCAAACAUUCAAUACGUGGCAUUCGUGGUCGUUCAAUAUUUCUUCGAAUUCCAUUUAUCUGUGAUACUAACUGCAGCUUCUUUCUUCUGUAA